Copidosoma floridanum is the source of this 4330-nucleotide messenger RNA. RefSeq lists its product as uncharacterized. Gene Ontology annotation, cellular component: meiotic nuclear membrane microtubule tethering complex; nuclear envelope. NCBI's taxonomy places the organism in Eukaryota, Metazoa, Arthropoda, Insecta, Hymenoptera, Encyrtidae. The record is from RefSeq and is a predicted model, not a curated record. Gene Ontology annotation, molecular function: protein-membrane adaptor activity.
CAAAGUUCGGAGGAGCUCCGAGCUGCUCCAAGCUAAGCCCCAAACGAACCUAUUAUCUCUGGAAUUACUCAGUUUACAGUGUGUCCAGUUCACCAUGGUAUUCGAAGUACACACCUAUACUGCUCUAGAAGAAAGACGUGUGCAAUUUUCGGUCAAUUGUAUUUGUAUUAAUUGAUACUAGUGAUUAGUGAUUACGGAUAAUACGGAUAAAUACAUGUGUGAUUUAAGUACAUACUACUUCUAUAAUAUUUCAAGUAUAAGCAAUGGAGGGCGAUCAAAAGAGUUACGAUCUAAGGAGACGCAGUAGGUCCAGGUCUGAGACUCCUCUGAUAUUAAACAAGACUGAAGGUGAAAAUGAUGGCUCUGAACACCACUAUGAUUUGAGGAGCAAGAGCAGAGACAGGUCCAUGACUCCUGGAAUUGAAGUCAGUAGUAGUAGAAGGUCAACUUCUAGAUCAUUACCAAGCAGUGUAGUUAAGGCGCGCAAUAAAGACAUGGAGGUUAUUGUUGAACAAAAAGACAUUACACUGACAGAUGUAGCGGCUACAACGCCGAGUAAAAAUACAACUUUUGAAACGAGCACUGUCAAAAAGAAAGCGGAACGUCGUUCUGAGCGUCAAAGAAUUAAAAAACAGAUUUUUGCAAAUGGACAGAGUGAAUCUGUGGAUGAUUCUUCUGAUGCAAAUACAGAAAUCAAGGACAGAAAGAGUUUUAUCUCGAAGAGGUUAAUCACAAGUGAUUAUUCAUCUGAAGAUUGUGAUAGGGAGGAUAUCCCUAGUCGACCAACAUCAGUUCAUGAGUUUUACAAGCAGCAGGGUGAUUAUUGGAACAAAUUUCCAAAGACAGAUUACACAUACUCGAAAGCGUCGACAUGUCGGUACGAGGUAGCACCAGGCGUCAUGGCUAUUCCUAAUAUGUCCCGUCGCUCGUUGCGUUUAGAUAGUAGUAUUUUCAGUGGCCAAACGACAAGCAGCCAAUCGUCUUUAGACAGCUAUACCAACGAGCACCCGAUAAAGGAACCCUAUCAAGUUUCUCGAGGCCCACUGGGUCUUUCAUCUCAAAUGCAGUCGCACGUUCGAAAGUACACGAGCACUAAUCAAUCAAAUGAUUACAAAAAGACUUUGGUGGAUUCGCAGCGUAAUCGUCCUAGUUCUGUCUUUAAUUCUCAAAUCGAAGAUGAUCUUAAUGAAAGGUAUGAAUCGUGGGUGGAUAAUUUAAAACAUCUUUCAAGUAAUUACAACUACAAAAAUACAUUGUACAACGUGGAUUCUGAUACUGAUUGCGACGAAUUGGAUAAAUCGUCGAGUUAUACGUUGCGAAAAAAACAAAAGUCAAAUACUACUAGUCUGUUUUUGGCAUGGUUUACGGCUGUACUGCAUUUUAUCACCUUUGGACAGUUUCAAAAACAAGAGUACCCCACUAGUCACUAUCAUCCGCCCAAUCAAGAAACAAGAUUGAGUUGGUUUUGGCAACAAUUUGAUGCAGCCGUGCAGCAUAUAUAUUUACUGUUCGUCAAAAUCAUACUUUUCGACUCAUGGUUGCUUAGUAGAGCUUCCAAGUUGCGAGAUCGAGCCCAAGGACGAUGGACAAAAAUACUUUGGCUUCUCCUUCCACUUGUUCUUACGAUUGGUUACUUGUGUCUACCAUUAAUAGUACCUGCCAUAUCAUGGACAUACCAAAAAACAUUACCCAUCCAAAUUCAAAGAGAAACUGACAUGAUGCAAAGCUACUCCCCAGAAGAUAUUAAAAUAAACCAAGAGCUCAAAAACCUCGUAAAUAUUUUAAUCAAUCGUGUUCAGUAUUUAGAGAUUGCAGAAUCGGAACGAUCGGUACAUUUGUCGAACAUCACACAGAGCAUAGAAGAUCUGAAACAUAGUGGUGGUGAUGUUCGGAACAAAUAUGACAGCAAAUUAUCAAGCUUGGAGCAGGAGUUGGCGUUGCUGAGCAGCGAAAGCAAAAAUUUCCAUGCAGACGAGCUUGGCAUGCUAAAAGUAGAAUUUCAAAAUCUGAAACAAUUGUACGGUCAGCUGAAAACCUGCUGUGAUGCAACCUCAAGUAUGGCAAAUGAAGACCAAAUGCGAGAACAAGCGGACAAAGUGUUUGCAGGCUACUUUGGCGAUGCCAUUUCCAAAGACGACAUUGUGAAGGUGUUCCAGAUCAUGAACUCAAAGAUCCAGCAUGAAGAAAUCGCACAGGCAAGUGGCAUUGUCGGAGCACCUAGCGAAGAGCCUGAGAAGAGCUCGACGAGCCUGAGCAUAGAUGAAAUACGCAAAAUUGUUGUUGGAAUCCUGAAAAUUUAUGAUGCCGACAAGACUGGUCGGGUUGAUUACGCUUUAGAGUCUGCCGGAGGUCAAGUAUGUAGUACCCGUUGCACGCAAAAAUAUAACGUCCAAACGCGCGCCUUUAGGAUUUGGGGGGUAACGCUUUUCUACGAAAACAACAACCCACGAACCGUGAUACAAGGCAAACUGCUGCAGCCAGGCAUGUGCUGGGCAUUCCAGGACUUUCCUGGUUAUCUGCUCAUCAGAUUGCGAAGUCGAAUUUAUUUGACGGGAUUCACGAUGGAGCACGCAUCCAGAGCUAAUCUGCCCAACGGAGAGAUGAAGAGCGCUCCGCGAAAGUUCAACGUUUGGGGGUUGAGGUAUGAAAACGAUUUAGAUCCUGUGAUGUUUGGAGAAUAUGAGUUCUUGGUCUCUGAUGACAGCUUGCAAUAUUUUCCGGUUCAGAAUACAACAAUAACAGAAGCCUACGAAUACGUUGAGUUGCGGAUCCAUAGCAACCAUGGUCAGCUCGAGUAUACGUGCUUGUACAGGUUCCGAAUUCACGGGAAUCCUGCGUGAUUCGCUGCCCCUCGAGCCCCUGUAGAUAAAAACUUUUUUCAACAUUACCAGGUGUAUGCCAACUUGAGAAAACCAAGUGCUAUAGCAACGAUGAAUACGCCGUGUGCCUUAAAUUAAAGUGUCGGCUGAAAAAGCACAAAUCAAAAUAAUCCAAACGCAUAAUAUUCAAACGCACCAAGAUGAUUUCGGGUAUUGUAAGUACAUACAAAUAGAUCUGAGCUCUUGUGAAGAGUUAUAAGUUUCAAAAGUAUUUUUGUAAGGCGAUACUAUAAUAUUUUUCGUAGAUAUUGUGAAAUAUUGAGAAUCCCUUUACAGUUACCGAUGGUUGAGACAGUAAAUUAAUAAAACAAAAAAAAAACAUCAAUGUUGCUCGUUACAUACCAUCGUUACCGAUUUCUGGAUCUCUUAUUUAUUUAUUCUUAUUCUUGUAUUUGUAUAAUAUGCCAGUCAAUCGAUAACGAAGGGUGGGGAAAAGUAAGCAACCUUAGUGAUAUUUUUCUCGUUGCUUUUGUGUAAUGCAGAAAAUGGAUAGUGUACCGAUUCAAUAAGAGUACAAAUUGUAAAGCCACUUACUAGUUAUUAGUUCUAAGUCACGCUUUUUGUAGAGUAAAAAAGAUUUAUUAUUGAGUGAUAUGUAUAAAAUGUAUUGAAUAUGUAUAUUUAUAUUGUAAAAAAUGAGAAGCAGCUUGUGGCAUUUGCUCACUCAUAAAAACACUCUAAUAAUUUAGUUUCAUGUUUUCGAAACUCUUGAUACUGUACUCUUGAACCAAACUGUUUGAUUUUGUUUAUGAAAAGUUUAGAAAGAUAACCUUUCUUGGCAUCAUUAAAAUUGUUUAGGCAUAUUACAUAAUUUAUUAAGAUUUAAACUUGAUUUUGUUGAUUUUCCAAGUUUAAUACAUUAUAUUUCGUACGUUUUUUUUCAUGUUUGGUAGCAAAAAUACUUUUCAUUAAGAAAUUCAAUCAGGAUUGAGGAAAUGUAAUAGUAGGUAAUAUUUUGAAAAAUAUUACCGCUUUGUAUUUGACCAAUAUUUGUAAUACUUCAAAUUGUCGGAUUUUUCGAAAACAUAAAUCCUAUUAAGUAAACGAAAAAAAAAAAACGUUUAAAAAACAUCAAAGAUGAUGUUAUCAAUAGAUUCUCAACGCACUAAUGAUUUUUUGCAUAAUACAUCGAUCUAGUGGCAAUUGCAGAGUCAAAACAAGUCACUUCCUAUUUUUGUACAUCAAAGGAAUCUUUUGAAAGUUUCUUGGCUUGACUGAGACUUUUUUGAAAUUUAUUUCAACUCUUAACCACACACUUGUUUUUGGCACGUGAUAUACUUAAUAAAAACAAUAAUUAUUAAGAGUUAACGAUCGAUGAUUUCUACGUGAAAAUAUUUGUGUCAUAUAUUUUUCACAUAUCCAAAAGGCAUGAGAGGCAAGAAAAAAAAAACCUUCCUUUUUUUACCCAAGUGUCAUAUAUGUAUGCGCGCUUCCUAUUUGAUAUUUAAGUA